Molecule: messenger RNA, 1044 nt
Organism: Entrophospora sp. SA101
Lineage: Eukaryota; Fungi; Glomeromycota; Glomeromycetes; Entrophosporales; Entrophosporaceae
Source: the annotation of a GenBank genome assembly
AUGCCAGUGUGUGUUCAUGAAGGUUGUAAAAAAACUUAUACUGAAGAAGAAAAUAAUGAUAAUGCAUGCCUUUACCAUCCUAAACCUCCAAUAUUUCACGAAGGUUUAAAAGGAUGGCAAUGUUGUGACCGAAGGGUAACAUCAUUUGAUGAAUUUCUUAUUAUUCCAGGAUGCACCAAAGGCACAGACUUGUCAAAAAAUGAUUUAAUUGAUAACAAUAAUAAGGAACCAAUGAGAGCUGAAGGAGAAGGAGAAGGAGUUGAAGUAUAUUCUGGACCAAAAAUUCCUUUUGUUCAAUCAAAAGAGGUAAAUGCCAAAAUUACAAACGCAACAAUACCAAGUAGUGAAAAAACCAAGCCACAACAAAUGAUAGUCGAAGAACCAGAAGAUGAUGAUCCAAAUAUUCCUGUUACUGUUGGUACUGUUUGUAAAAGAUCAGGUUGUGGUAAAAAAUACAUUGAUGAAAAAACAAGCCGUGGAGAAGGUCCAGAAGCAGAAUGUAUCUAUCAUCCUGGUACAGCAACUUUUCAUGAAGGAAGUAAAGGUUGGAGUUGUUGCACUCGUAAAGUUUUAGAAUUUGAAGAAUUUUUGAAAAUAAAAGGAUGUAAAAAAGGAAAACAUUUGUUUGUUGGAAAUACCAACAUAGAAGAACGUGUUAAUUGUCGAAAUGAUUGGUAUCAAACACCAACAAAUGUGAUAAUGUCUAUAUUUGCAAAAAAGAUUGAUAAACAAAAAUCUACUAUAAAUUUCCAAUCACAAGAGUUAAUUGUUGACUUGAGAUUCUCUGAUAGUAAAAUAUUCAAGGAAAUUUAUCCAUUAUAUGAAAAAAUAGAUCCUGAAAAAUCCAAAUUUGAAUAUUUAUCUACCAAGGUUGAAAUUAAAUUAAAGAAAGCAAAUGGAAUUUCUUGGCAAACAUUAAGAUCUGAUGAGAAUAGUUGUGGAGCUGUAACAACAUUCGGAGUUCAAGGCGGUAAUGCAACAGUUGGUGGAAAGGAGUAUACAAUUGCUGAAGAUUCACCUCUAUAUUCAGGAAAACAAAAAUAA